Messenger RNA from Nicotiana attenuata, 2414 nucleotides. RefSeq names its product U-box domain-containing protein 1-like. Gene Ontology annotation, biological process: cell surface receptor signaling pathway; protein ubiquitination. The transcript has a single exon. The record is from RefSeq and is a predicted model, not a curated record. Lineage: Eukaryota; Viridiplantae; Streptophyta; Magnoliopsida; Solanales; Solanaceae. Gene Ontology annotation, cellular component: nucleus; cytoplasm. The coding region runs from base 191 to 2242 and encodes 683 amino acids. Gene Ontology annotation, molecular function: ubiquitin-protein transferase activity; protein binding.
UUGCUUUAACCUUCAACCAGCCAUCUUACUGUCGCUUACAACAUAACAGUACAAGCAGAAAAAGUCAAUACAGUUCAUAACUUUAAUAUUUUUUCCCCUUAACAGAAUUUAGAAAGUUUCAACAACAAAACCUUGAUCAAUGACUUAGUCAUCAUGAACUGAUGAUACAUAUUCAACGCAUUGCCAAAAAAUGAAUGAACUUCCACUCAUGGUUUCCUCAGGAUUUCUUCCAAGUGGGAAUUUGCUGGAAACACUUAUUCACAUCUCUAACCAAGUAUUGUCAAUGGAAAAGCUUCCAUUUUUACAGGUCAAGAACAUCUCAACAAUGGUAAGAAGGAUCAAGAUUCUUUCUUCAUUGUUUGAAGAAAUUCAAGAAACAUCAUCCACUGCACUACUUCCACCAUCCUCAAUCCUCUGUUUGACUGAGCUUUUCUCUGUCAUAAGAAAGGUAAAGCUCCUCAUAGGAAGUUGCAAAGAGAGCAGCUCUUUGUGGAAUCUCAUGCAGACAGAAUUGGUUUCGAACCAAUUUCAUGCACUGAUGAAGGAGAUGGAGAAGGCACUUGAUAUUUUACCCCUGAGAUUGCUUAAUGUAACUGUAGACACCAAGGAGCAAGUGGAGCUACUUCUUAAGCAGGCGAAAAGGGCUGACUUGUUCAUUGAUCCUCGAGAAAUUCAGAAAAGGGAAGAGAUUCUCCAGUUGAUGGCUACUAAUAACUGUGAUAAGAACAGCAAGAACAAAGGUUUCAUUGACUUUCGGAGAAUGAAGGACACUAUGAUCAGCGUUGGUUUGAGAAGCUCAUUAGAUUAUGAGGAAGAGAUCUCGAAAUUAGAGGCAGAAGCUGAGAAACAGGCAGGCACAGGUGGACUCAUCGCCAUCUCGAAUAUCAACAGCCUAAUAUCCUUGGUCUCCUUAUCGAAAGCAGCAAUUUUGGAAGAAGAACACCUCAUGAUUAAGCAAAAUUUGAAGCAGCCAGCACCAAUGAGUGCUCGUGCUGAUCAAUGCUCCUUGUGUUAUUCAGUGGUUCCCGACAUCCCUGAUGAAUUCCGGUGUCCAAUUUCACUUGACUUGAUGAGGGAUCCUGUGAUAAUAGCAUCAGGCCAUACUUAUGACCGAAAUUCAAUCGCUCAGUGGAUAAAUUCAGGGCACCACACUUGUCCAAAAAGUGGUCAGAGGCUGAUACAUAUGGCUCUCAUUCCUAACUAUGCACUGAAAAGUCUAAUCCAUCAAUGGUGCCAAGAGAACAACAUUCCAAUAACAGAACCUACAUUAUCUCCUUCAGAUUCAGAAGGCAGCAGCAGCAGUAAGAUUAAGAACUGUGACAAGGCCAUUGACUACAUUUCUGCUACUAAAGCUGCCACAGAUGCUGUGAAAAUGACAGCAGAGUUUUUAGUUGGGAAAUUGGCAACAGGAUCUCCAGAUAUACAGAGACAGGCAGCAUAUGAACUAAGAUUGCUAGCAAAAACUGGCAUGGACAAUCGCAGGAUCAUAGCUGAGUCUGGAGCUAUUCCAUUUCUGAUGACUCUGCUAUGUUCCCGUGAUCCAAGAAUCCAGGAGAAUGCAGUCACAGCAUUGCUCAACCUUUCAAUACAUGAGAAUAACAAGAUCCUGAUUAUGUCUGCUGGUGUUAUCGACAGCUUAAUUGAAGUCCUCCAAUGUGGGAAAACAAUGGAAGCAAGAGAAAAUGCAGCAGCAGCAAUAUUCAGCUUGUCUGUAAUCGACGAAUACAAAGUAAUCAUAGGGGCACGUACCAGAGCAAUUCCAGCUUUGGUUGGACUUUUAGAAGAAGGAACUACAGCAGGGAAAAAGGAUGCUGUUAUAGCACUUUUUAACCUUGCAGUCUAUGAUGCUAACAGGCCAAGUAUAGUGCUUGCUGGAGCUGUUCCUCUACUUAUUAAACUUCUGAUGGAUGACAAAGCUGGUAUAACUGAUGAUGCGUUGGCGGUUCUUGCCCUUGUCUUGGGCUGCAACGAAGGGCUGCAAGCAUUGAGAAAGAGUAGGAUCUUGGUUCCUCUUCUUGUUGAUCUCUUGAGAUUUGGAUCUUCAAAAGGGAAGGAUCAUUCAAUAACACUACUGUUGGGACUCUGCAAGGAUAGUGGAGAAGAGAUUGCAGGAAAAUUACUAAUGAAUCCAAGAAGCAUUCCUUCUCUCCAAAGCUUGGCUGCAGAUGGAUCCCUGAGAGCUCGAAGAAAGGCUGACGCUCUCCUAAGAUUACUUAAUAGAUGCUGCUCUCAAUCUCAGUAACCCUGAUGAAUGAGAGAAAUGAAUACACUGUUAACAAGAAUGUAAAUGGAUGGAAAUAGUUUUUACGUUAAGUUACUGUAAUUCAACCUUUAUCCCUUUCACCAUAAACCUGAUAACAUCCAAUCAAGUUGUAAAACUCUUCUUCAUUGAAGCCACAUUGAAAUGCAAAUUA